AGAAUACCUGUUUAGUUCUUAUCAAUGCGCCAGUAGAAAACUCCCUAAUGACGGUAUGUUUGAAAUUUGUUAGCUGGGUCGCUUUGACAAUUACGUCACGUUCCUUUCGGUCAUUCAUCGAGAGCAAAAAAAAAGUCAAGUGCUCGUCACCGUCGUUGCCGUCGCUUGUCGCCAUCGUCGUCGCCGUUCGUGGUCGUCGUCGUUGUCGUAUUUUUGGCCUUAUACCUUCCCUUUCACACAAGCACCUGCCCUCCACAAGCUACCGGCCACAGAAUGUCCGACGACAAGAAGAAGCGCCUUUCGUACUGGUACUUUGGUGGAUUGGCUAGUGCUGGUGCGGCAUGCUGUACCCACCCGCUGGACCUGCUGAAGGUCACGCUGCAAACGCAGCAAGAGGGAAAAAUUUCUCUGCUUCAGCUCACGGGCAAGGUGAUCCGCACACAGGGCGUUCUCGCACUGUACAAUGGCCUUUCGGCGUCGCUAUUGCGUCAGCUGACAUACUCAACGACACGAUUCGGUAUUUACGAAGUUGGCAAGCAAGCGAUGGGCAACGAUUCCGGAUUUUUGGGCAAGGCCGCACUCGCUGGAGCUGCCGGAGCUGCUGGCGGUUUCAUCGGUACACCUGCCGACAUGGUGAACGUUCGUAUGCAAAACGAUAUUAAGCUGCCGCUCGAGCAACGACGAAACUACAAGAACGCCGUCGACGGUUUGUUCCGCGUGUAUCGUGAAGAGGGUUUCGCUAGGCUCUUCUCGGGAGCAUCCACUGCAACGUCCCGUGCCGUGUUCAUGACCAUCGGUCAGCUUUCGUUCUACGAUUUGGUGAAGGAUUUGUUGCUAAAAUCUGGCCAUUUUGGCGAUAAUCUCACCACUCACUUUUUGUCAUCACUAACGGCGGGUGCGAUUGCUACCACGCUGACACAACCGCUCGAUGUGCUAAAAACACGCGCCAUGAACGCAAAGCCGGGUGAAUUCAACGGCAUCUGGGAUAUUGUACGGUUCACAGCACGGCUCGGUCCACUUGGAUUCUUCAAGGGAUAUGUUCCGGCCUUUGUGCGUUUGGGGCCGCACACUAUCCUUACAUUCGUCUUCCUGGAACAACUGCGCAUGAACUUUGGCUACCUGAAGCCAGAGACGAAAGCAUCCAACUAAGUAUCGAAACAACACACUCCUGCUAUCCACUAACAGAUACCUGGUUACGGGUUACCGUGAGCUUUUAGAGCAAUUUUGACACAUUCCACUAACGAACAAGGAGUCACACUCAACGUAUAGAUCGACAUAGGUCGAAUGCGUUACCGCAAAAUGGACGGUAUCGCAACUUGUUAUGGGUAUUUUGUUUAGUUUUCUUUUAAUUUGCAAAAAACUAGAAUUUAGCAAUCGUGUUACCCACUCACAAAGUGAUGCGAAACGUAAUGGGAUAGCUUUAGUGAGAUAAAUAAAGCAGCGCAAUAAAUAUUUAUCACUGUUA
Messenger RNA from Anopheles funestus (African malaria mosquito), 1465 nucleotides. Its product is annotated as mitochondrial dicarboxylate carrier-like. Gene Ontology annotation, molecular function: succinate transmembrane transporter activity; sulfate transmembrane transporter activity; oxaloacetate transmembrane transporter activity. Gene Ontology annotation, biological process: oxaloacetate transport; phosphate ion transmembrane transport; succinate transmembrane transport. The record is from RefSeq and is a predicted model, not a curated record. The coding region runs from base 274 to 1149 and encodes 291 amino acids. NCBI's taxonomy places the organism in Eukaryota, Metazoa, Arthropoda, Insecta, Diptera, Culicidae. The transcript has 3 exons.